UUUAUGAACUUUUAUGACAUUUCCUAAAAUAUCUGUCAAUCUGAGAAAUUUAGCUGCGGCAAUGCAUCAUGUCCCUCAUAGUUUUUUUUGGGCCCUACGAAACCAAUGGAUUAAUAAAACAUAAGCCUGAAAGGCUUCAUGGAUUACUAAGUGAACUCAACAAACUUAGCUACCACAUAGAAGUAAUCCCAACCAAGCACCUUGAACGUUUGACUAUCGAGAUGAGACAUCGAGAAAUAUUCAGAUGUAACAUAAAAAAUCUCAAAUACAACAUGGACUACGAGGACGAUCCAAUGGCUCAGAAAAUCGUAGGAGUUGUCCAGGAGGCCCAUUCCCGCAUUUACAAUGAGUCCAACAUUCCUAAGUAUUACGUCAACAGAAUGGGCAUGAGAGGAGUGCAAAAUAUACAGAGGGGUAUAACUGCCAAGGAUAUUUUCUCGCCUAGCAUCGAACUGAUCAACGAAAUAGGCACUCAGAAGGCUCGACAACAUCGUGAAUGAAAUCGACAUUUUUAUGAUUUUGUGUAAACAUGUCAAUUUUGGUUGGAUGUUUGAUUUGCGAUGAUAAUAAAAAUGAUGUUUUGGCGUGACGUUCUCAACCCAUUUUCAUCCCGGAACCACUGAUGGAAUCAUCAGUAUGGCAACUCAGUGGUACCUGCCAUAUACACCCUCCACAUCCAUAGCAAAGUGUGGUGACUUUUCCAUAGAACGGUUGGGUGUAUGUCUGCCAAGAAUUUUGUAGCUUUCGAGUCAACAUAGAGUCACCACAAUGUAUUGGAAGAAUUUUCAAGGUGAUUAUCACCCAAGUAACACAAAAUUUUCAAAUAAAAUGAUGAUAUUGAA
This is a messenger RNA of Harmonia axyridis, 842 nucleotides long. RefSeq names its product UPF0728 protein C10orf53 homolog. The record is from RefSeq and is a predicted model, not a curated record. The transcript is spliced from 2 exons. NCBI's taxonomy places the organism in Eukaryota, Metazoa, Arthropoda, Insecta, Coleoptera, Coccinellidae. The coding region runs from base 69 to 500 and encodes 143 amino acids.